UCUAAAAAACAAACGUGACAAAUUAAUAAAAUACAUUUUUAUAACACACAUAAUCACUAAUUUACUGCUAUCCAAAUCAUUUGUAAUCAAUCAGUCACAAAGAGAGACACAUCAUCAUCAUGUGUUCAUUAGAGAAACAUGGUCGGCUUUUCAUACUAAAACUCACCGGCGACGGCGAACACCGUCUCAACCCAACCUUACUCGACUCCAUCCGCUCCACCAUCAACAAGAUCCGUUCAGAUCAAUCAUCUUCACAGUCAGUACUCAUCACAACGUCAGAUGGUAAGUUCUUCUCCAACGGCUACGAUCUCGCUUUAGCCGAAACAAACCCAUCUCUCUCUGUUCUGAUGGACGCAAAACUCAGAUCCUUAGUCGCCGAUCUCAUCUCUAUCCCUAUGCCAACCAUCGCCGCCGUCACAGGUCACGCCUCCGCCGCGGGAUGUAUCUUAGCGAUGAGUCAUGACUAUGUGUUGAUGCGUCGUGACAGAGGCUUUUUGUAUAUGAGUGAGUUGGAUAUUGAGUUGAAAGUUCCGGCCUGGUUUAUGGCUGUGAUUAGGGCUAAGAUUGGCUCUCCGGCGGCGAGGAGGGAUGUUAUGUUGACGGCGGCGAAAGUGACGGCGGAGAAGGGUGUAGAGAUGGGGAUUGUUGAUUCGGCGUAUGGUAAUGCGGCGGAGACGGUUGAGGCCGCCGUUAGGUUAGGUGAGGAGAUUGUUAUGAGACGUGGUGGUGGACACGUGUAUGGUAAGAUGAGAGAGACUCUUUUAAGAGAGGUUCUUGUCCAUACGAUUGGUUUUGAUGAGACCGGUUCGAGUGGGGUGCAAAACACUGGAUCUAAACUCUAAGAUACGAAAGUCUACGGGUGUGUUGUACUUUGGUUUGGUACGAGAUUGAAUUUUUCAACUUGUUGUAAUAAUGUGAACUUAAAAAACAUAGUAACAUGAAAUUUGCUAGUAUUGAUUAAUUCAAAAAUCAGAAAUAUAUAACAUGGAGUUGUAUAUUUCAUCAUUUUACAUU
Messenger RNA from Camelina sativa (false flax), 1014 nucleotides. The record is from RefSeq and is a predicted model, not a curated record. Lineage: Eukaryota; Viridiplantae; Streptophyta; Magnoliopsida; Brassicales; Brassicaceae.